AUGAAUGACAAUAUCAAGAUACAAGUGGGCAACAUUAGAGCUUCAUUUCAUAAGAAUUUUUAUGAAGUUGAGCAUACACACACUAGUCCUUUUUAUGCGAAUUUACGUGGUUCAGUAUCAAGAGCUACAUUGAGGCGCAUUGCUGAAGAGUGGUUGAGGAUUGACAUGGUGGGUACAAACACUCAAAAGUGCGGGUGUAUUCAUAGAAGAGUAUAUGGUUUACCAUGUGCUUGUGAGUUAGGGAGAUAUAUAUUGAGUGGUGAUCCGAUACCAAUUGAGGCUAUUCAUAUUCAUUGGAGAAAGCUAAAUAUGGAAGGUAAUCAAGAUGUAGAUACAAAUGAUGGAUCAGAAGUGGACAUGACCAAUGCAAUUGAUGAAAUUUGGAAAAGCUUCAGGUCACUAGAUGUUGUAGGAAAAAGAGCAUUAAAAAGCAUAGUGUGUGAAAUUGCUUAUCCCGCUAAAACAAAGAUGUAUCCACCGCCUGAAAAAAUUAAAACCAAAGGAAGGGUGAAGAAGAAAGAGAACAGAUUUGUGGGAUAUGAUAUUAUAUCAGACCAUUUAUACAUUGUUAAUGUAAGAGACGGUGGAAAUUGUGGGUAUAGAGCCAUUGCACCUUUGUAUGGUUAUGGCACAGAUGGAUGGUCAAUGGUUCGUCGGGAAUUGGAGAAAGAAAUUAUAGGUCCUAGAAGCAAGCUCUAUGAGGAAUUAUUUGGAGUACGCCUUUCACAAGUGAGAAAAUUGUUCGUGAUAGGUUUUUUAGGACAACAGCCACCAGAUAAAUGGAUGACAUUACUUGAUAUGGGCUAUGUAAUAGCUAAUCGGUAUAACGUCGUUCUCGUCUCUUUAGGUUACCCUGGUUUGAGUUACUUUCCUAAGACAAGUGCACAUUCACCUAAUGCAUACAUUUACUGCAUUGGGUUUUUAAAUGGAAACCAUUGGGUUCAGGUAAACAUGAAUGAACGAUUUUCGUUGCCAACUGUCACAACCGAUUGGAAAAAAUAUCGCACUAAAGAUGCGACUUCUUGGAUGGUAGGAUUUGCCGGCCAAUUCCAACAUUGGCAGCGUCUUACGCUCGUAUUGCCAAAAUAUGUUAGAUUAUGA
Molecule: messenger RNA, 1101 nt
Organism: Vicia villosa (hairy vetch)
Lineage: Eukaryota; Viridiplantae; Streptophyta; Magnoliopsida; Fabales; Fabaceae
Exons: 3
Coding region: 1-1101 (366 amino acids)
Source: RefSeq, a predicted model, not a curated record